Siniperca chuatsi (mandarin fish) is the source of this 726-nucleotide messenger RNA. It is a transcript of the gene coxfa4b, whose product is annotated as NDUFA4 mitochondrial complex associated b. The transcript has 4 exons. The coding region runs from base 199 to 456 and encodes 85 amino acids. NCBI's taxonomy places the organism in Eukaryota, Metazoa, Chordata, Actinopteri, Centrarchiformes, Sinipercidae. The record is from RefSeq and is a predicted model, not a curated record.
GUUCAGCAGGGUGCAGAUAUAUAGCUACAGCUGUUGUCGUUGCAUUGUGGGAUUGGCUGCCGGUAGAGGAGGUGGUGUACACUUCACUGUACAUCCAGGCCUGAAGGAAACAGCACGAGAUCCUCCGCAGUGAAGCGCCCAUAUUUUAUUUUGCUCGCACAUAUUCGCUGGAUUCCGUCAGCGGGAAGAUUGUCCGCCAUGCCGUCCAUGCUGGGGGUCGUCGCCAAACAGCUCAAGAGCCACCCUGCUCUCAUCCCCCUCUUCAUCUUCAUCGGUGGCGGGGCAACCAUGAGCAUGAUGUACUUGGGUCGGCUGGCUCUGAAAAACCCUGAUGUCUCAUGGGAUCGCAAGAACAAUCCCGAGCCCUGGAACAACAUGGAGCCCAAUCAGCAGUACAAACUUUUCACAGUUAACAUGGACUACUCCAAGUUGAAGAAGGACAGGCCGGAUUUCUAAGUCACCGUGUCUUCGCACCUCCGCCUCUGAUAUUGUUGUCAGUGUGAGGAGCCUUUGCACUUUUUGCCAAAAACAAAACAAACCCAUGACGCUGAAUGAAGGUUGAAUCACUCACUGCGUGCUGCGCUCGUUCAGUUAGUUCAUUUCCAGUGUGAAAGGGAUCAUUCACUUAUCGAUGACUGUAUGAAUAAAACAGGCAACCACCUGUUUUCCUAAUUGAUGAAUUUAUUUUUGACUUUGUUGUAAAUUAUUAAAACCAUUUCAAUCACA